GCCCGGAACAAAAUCCACUGCUAGAAGCGGUGAUGGACUGCGAUAUGAAGUACUCCAUCCUGCUCCUCGGGCAGCGGACUGGAACUGCUACUUCGGCGAAAGAUUCACCGUCGGGCCUCGGCCAGGUCCAUGCGGCUCAGGUGCAGUUUGGAACACAAGCCAUCCGAGCGAGCUUUCCGAUAGAGUCGGCUCCUGAUAGUACAGGAUUGGAAAUAUUAGACAUGGCAGUAAGUCGUGGCUCAGAGCAAGAGAAUCAAGUCUCAGGAGCGGAAAAACUACCGACCAGCAGACCGAUUGGCCCCGGAAGUAGUAGUACUUCGAGUAGUUCGCCAGAAGUUCUCCAGGGUGACCGGAUAAAACGGAGCGAUAUAAUAGGCGCCCUGCAAAAAACAAGUGCGCAACAAAGUUCAACUACCGCCGGCGCGCAGCAAUCUUCAUCACAGCUCGUUGACAAUGGCAGUGACACCAAAACUUAC
This is a messenger RNA of Amoebophrya sp. A120, 476 nucleotides long. Lineage: Eukaryota; Dinophyceae; Syndiniales; Amoebophryaceae. The record is from the annotation of a GenBank genome assembly.